Ahaetulla prasina is the source of this 3909-nucleotide messenger RNA. RefSeq names its product regulator of chromosome condensation 2 (gene RCC2). The coding region runs from base 283 to 1896 and encodes 537 amino acids. Lineage: Eukaryota; Metazoa; Chordata; Lepidosauria; Squamata; Colubridae. The record is from RefSeq and is a predicted model, not a curated record. The transcript has 13 exons.
GAACCGAGGUGAAGGAGCACCCGAGGGAUUUAUACACGACGGAGGCCGAAUGCUUAUUUGCACAUUCUAGCGAACUCACCCGUCUCCUCUUCCCGGCGUCCCUCCUGCAACCGGUUUUAACCGGUUUCUGUGGGAAUGCUCACUUAGCACCUGUCUGCGUGGGCCUGACGAAACCUCGAUCUCGGGGCCGGGAAGAAAUCGACGGACAUCCGUCCAGCGGGUUUGUGGCCAGCGGUUGCAGCUCCUGUGAUGGAAGAAGAGGGAAGAUAGGAGGUUACGAAAAUGCCCCGGCGGAAGGCAGAUGCAGCCAGUUCAGGGAACGGCACGGGGGCAGCGCGCAAACGAGCAAGCACCGUCCGGGGGGCCCCGCUGGCCGCCAAGAAGAAGAACCGGAGCGGUGGGGGCAGCAGCAGCAGCAGCAGCAGCAACAACGGGGGCGGGGGCAGCAGCGGAGAGGAGCAGGACGGGUUGGUGUUGCCCCUACUCUCGGCCCCCGGAGGAAGCAAGAAGGCGCCCCGAACCGGAGGGCGAGAGCAACAGAACCCCCCCGGCUUGCAGUCACCCCAGGCCGCCGUGGUGGUCAACGAGCCAGAACACACCAAAGAGCGCAUUAAACUGGAAGGUUCGAAGUGUGCGGGACAGCUUUUGAUAUUUGGAGCCACCAACUGGGACUUGAUAGGCCGGAAGGAAGUCCCAAAACAGCAAGCUGCUUAUCGCAACCUUGGCCAGAACCUGUGGGGGCCGCACAGGUACGGAUGUCUCUCGGGAAUCCAAGUCCGGACGGUAAUUUCGGGCCCAUGUGCCGCUCAUAGCCUCUUCAUCACCGUGGAAGGGAAGCUGUGGAGCUGGGGACGCAACGACAAAGGACAGCUGGGCCACGGAGAUACCAAGCGGGUCGACGCCCCUAAGCCUAUAGAGGUCCUCAGCAGUGAGACGGUUGUAUCAGCCGCUUGUGGCCGCAACCACACACUGGCUCUCACAGAUAACGGAUCUGUUUUUGCUUUCGGAGAGAACAAGAUGGGGCAACUUGGAUUGGGGAACCAGACGGACGCCGUUCCUAGUCCUACGCAGAUCAUGUACAACGGCCAGCCGAUUACCAAGGUGGCUUGCGGGGCAGAGUUUAGCAUGAUUAUGGAUUGCAAAGGGAAUCUUUACUCGUUCGGUUGUCCUGAGUAUGGACAGCUAGGGCACAACUCUGACGGGAAAUUCAUCGCCCGAGCCCAGAGGAUAGAAUACGACUGCGAGCUGGUUCCCCGUCGCGUAGCCAUCUUUCUCGAGAAGACCAAAGAUGGCCAGAUCCUCCCGGUUCCAAAUAUCGUCGUGAGGGAUGUGGCGUGCGGCGCGAAUCACACGCUCAUCCUGGACUCGCAGAAACGUGUCUUCUCCUGGGGGUUUGGCGGUUACGGCCGAUUAGGACACGCGGAGCAGCGGGACGAGAUGGUGCCACGGUUAGUUAAACUUUUCGAUUUCCCCGGCCGUGGGGCUGCACAGAUCUACGCAGGAUACACCUGCUCUUUUGCGGUCAGCGAAACGGGAGGCCUGUUUUUCUGGGGAGCGACGAAUACUUCCCGAGAGUCAACGAUGUACCCCAAAACUGUGCAGGAUCUGUGCGGCUGGAAAAUCCGUAGUUUGUCCUGUGGGAAGAGCAGCAUCAUAGUAGCAGCGGAUGAGAGCACCAUCAGCUGGGGGCCGUCUCCUACCUUUGGAGAGCUGGGUUAUGGAGAUCACAAGCCGAAGUCAUCAACUGCAGCUCAGGAGGUGAAAACGCUGGACGGGAUUUACACGGAACAGGUAGCCAUGGGCUACGCGCACUCCUUGGCCAUUGCCCGCGACGAGAGCGAAGCCGAAAAGGAGAAAAUCAAGAAAUUGCCAGAAUACAACCCACGUACCCUCUGACCCGGGCACGGGACUCUUCCCUGAACCAGGCGAGCUGCCAAAUCCACCACGUUGGCGGUUGGCGAAGAGACUGCGGGGGGGCCCCCCCUCCGUGUGUUUUGUUAGACUUCUGAGAUUUCGGUUUUUAUACGCCAUUUGAAGUUUUUAACUAUCUGUUGCUAGGACUCUUCCGUGCCCUGCUCCCUCCACCGCAUCCUCUUCCCCCCAAGGUGGCUUGUUUGUAUUUUGUAUUUCUUAUUUUUUUUUUCCACUUUUUUUUUUUAUUUUUUUAUGGUGGUGGCGGUGGAGGUUAAAUUGAAGAAGUCCAUUCAUCCCUUUUCGGUUACCAUAAUCCGAUGGAAACUUCAGGAGCAUUUUGCCCGUUUGUUCUUCCCCUCUUAAACCUAUUUGGGACCAGUAAGCCAGCAUUGAAAGUUCGUUUUUUUUUUCCUACUGCAAAGAGUGGCCUAUGCUUUGUGUUUUGUCCCCGAAGAAAACGCUAUAGAUAUAUAUAUUUUUUAAUUUCUGUGCCUUUUUUGUAAUCUCCUUUGAUAUGAUUGGGCACCAGGCCUCUUGAAUUCAAGAGUUCCCACUGAUUUAACGUUGGAGGGCGAUUGUGCCGCCGUGUUUCUGUGUUGCCACGGGGGCUGAUUGGCAUUGUGUUCCUUUGCGAUGCGCAGCGUUGCUUUCUCACAACCUGGUGUGGUUGGGCAUCUGGGGAAAGGGGGGGGGAGUUGUAGGACAUUUUCCUUGAAAGUCACAGUUGUCCUGAGAUUAGGAAGGACCAUUGCUUGACCACAGGAGGGUGCUUCAAAUCUGGUUUAAGAACAAAUAAAAUGAACUUGUCGCCUUUGAAACAUAGCCGAAGGGAAAUUUCCUUUUCUUGGCUAAAUUGUGAUCCUGGUACUUAAGCUGGAAAAAAAAAACCCUUCUCUUAUUUAUCUUUUUCUCUUUAUUGGUUGGCAUCCACUUUGCUAGAAAGUGUAAGUUUUGAGUUCCUCUUUCAUAAGAGGAAUUUCUUUUAGAUCACUGAAUGACAGCUGACAGGUGGGUUCUCAGACUUGAUGCCUCAGGCCUCCUAAAACUUAAGAAUAUUUUGAGUCUGGGGAACGGCAUUCCUGCAGACCCCGCUUCUCCUGAAACCCUAAAAGGGAACCACUGUAUGAGAAAACUACAUCAGGUUUCCCAGAAAAACAGGAAAUGCAUUUCCAGCCUUGGGGGAAUUUUAAUUCGCAGCUGCUUUGGUCGACCAUUGGGUGUUUGUGGGAUGGAAAUUUUGUGCCUUGAAAGCUACACACUGCGUUGUUUUUUUUCCGGUUGGUUUAUUAACGAGGGACAGGGCACUUUCACCAUUGUUGGCGUCCCUCAAGGGUAGUUUUAGCCACCUUUUAACCUGCUGACUUUUGAGUUAGAACAAUCAACCAGAGGGGGGGGGAAAAAUUAACGGAAACCCAUCCCUGAUGGGGAAGGUUAGUUGGAAGGCAGAACCUGCUGGCUUGAUGCUAAAUUUGCAGAUGAGAAAAAUCGGGAUGUUGACUCUUCUUUGCACAGGUCUGUUUCAAAACGUUUUCUCCUCCUUUUCUCUCCCUGUUUUGGUACGUUCAGCCACGUUCGAUGCCCCCUUUACUCGUUUUAUUCGUUUUACCCGAUGUCCCUCUUCUUCGUUGGCUAAGUCAUUCGAACCCAUUAUGAGGGACGGACAGACGUUUUCCCCUUUCCACCAUCAUUGUAAGGUAACGGGGUGGUUAAUUUAUUUGCCAUGGGAGAGAAAGAAGAAAAAGAGGUACCGGUACUUCCAUUUUCACCAAAGAAACGGCUGUUUUUGUGCUGAGUUUUUUUUUUAAAAAAAUUGCUUUGGAACUGGUUGGCCUAAAAGGUUUUGUGUUUAAAACUGCUGACUUUUUUUCCUUCACCAAGAAGAAGGGCUCAGUGGGAGGAGAACCAAUUAAAGUUAAAUGAGAUGGGAAAAAGAUUUUAUCCUAGUCUUGUCAUCCUCUUUUGUUUUCCCCUUCACUUUUUUUUUUAUAUAUUUCU